UCAUUGUACUAAAUUAAGUUGGCAUAAUCUGAAUCUCACGAACUUGUAUAUUGAAUCAGCCUUUCUAUACGUUUUCAACAUCCAAACGAUUCUUUUAAAAGAGUUGCAGCAAACUUCCAAAAAUGUUUACUUGAUUGUUUCUGUCUAUAGGAAGAUACUACUCUUUGAACAAAGUUACAUUCGAAGUGUAAAAAUGUGGAAAGAAAUAUUUGUGCUCGUAGCAAUAGUUUCUGUGGUAUAUUCUGAAAAGUGUGAAAAAGAUAUCUGUAGCCGCGUUAGAUGUCAAAACCCUGUCUGUAAGGAUGGAGAAGUAAUUAAAGAAAAAGGGGGCUACUGUGGCUGUUGCGAUAGUUGCGUACCAAAAGAAGAUUGCGUCAAGGUAUAUAUCUUUGGACGUCCUACGUAUUAUUGUUUCAAUAAACCAACAACCACGCCCAAGCCGGAUUGUAUCAAGAUAAAUAUCAUGGGAUUUCCUACGUGCAUUGAUUUAAAUAAAUCGACAACCACACCCAAGCCAGAAUAUACCAAAAAGAAACGACACAGUCACAAAUGCCCUGGUUCUUAACUUGGAAAUGUUCGCAGGUGCUGAAACAGGAAAUUUGAUCAUUGCAACUUCAAGAAACGGGAUGCAUAAUAUUUCUUUCUGCAAUUAAAAAUGCGAGGUUAUUUUAUGCCUUGCUAUUCAAAAAUAUGAUUCCAUGAUUCAUUAAUGCGUUUAACAAACUUUUCAAAAAUGUACUGUACUUUUAUGUGAAUACAUUUUCAAAAAUGUAUUGUACUUUUAUGUGAAUGCAAAUUUUAAAUUUACUUAACUGCAUGUUAACUUUCCAAAUACAUCUCACAACAAUAAAGACUAUAUAAAAUGGCA
Molecule: messenger RNA, 868 nt
Organism: Parasteatoda tepidariorum (common house spider)
Lineage: Eukaryota; Metazoa; Arthropoda; Arachnida; Araneae; Theridiidae
Source: RefSeq, a predicted model, not a curated record